AUGGACUGGUGCCGACACCUCUGCCGAAAGGCGCAUGCGAGCUCCUGGCGCGUCCAGUACAGCGACAUCCAAAUCGAGAAGGAGCUGUGCCGGACCCUGAAGAGCACCAUGCACUUGGGAAGAUGGAAAGGCGCCAAUGUUGUGGUGAAGUCCUUGCUUGCAGCCGACGGCAAGCCAAGCGAGGAUAGCAUGGAGGCUUCACCGGCAUCAGUUGCGGAGGAGCUUCUCCAUGAGAUUGACGUGCUUUCCUCCAUACGCCAUCCAGAUCUCGUCUUGUUCUUGGGUGCCUGUCUCGACACCACGCACACGAUCGCUUGCAUCACGGAGUACAUGCCAGGUGGUGACCUUGAGGCUUUCUACGUCGCGAAGCGCGCAAAGCACCAGGCUUCCGUUUGGCAUCCUCACUUGAAGCAGGUUCUCCAGUGGGCGACCGCCAUCGCCCGGGGACUGCUUUUCUUGCACACCCGAGAAGUUCCUCUUAUACAUCGUGAUCUCAAGCCCCUGAACCUUCUCUUGACCAAGCAUCUGGACCUGAAGAUUGCCGAUCUUGGCAUCAGCCGCGUGCUUGCUGCGGGCAAAGGCCUGCAAUUACGAUCGGAGCGCUUUGCAGGAGGCAUGACAGAGUCAGCCGUUUCGGCUGCUGAGGUCGCGCGGGAUCACUACUACAACGAGAAAGUUGAUAUCUAUGCCUUUGCCCUGAUCCUCUACUUCAUGAGCUCCGGUCGCCAGCCCUUCCACCACAUGGGCACAGAAUUUGUUCUGGACUUGUUUGUCGAGGCAGGGGCAGAUGACAGAUGGCUCGCGGAGUGCCCACGGAAGCUCCGGGGCCUCCUGGCUGCCGCUUGGGCAGCCGAUGCCGCCAAGCGGCCGGGGGCCGCCUCCAUGCUCGCGAGCCUGGAGGCUUUGGAGUCUGAGGUUGCAGGAAAUCCUUGCGUUUCGCUCCUUUAUCUUCAAGGCCUAAGUUGCCUUGGCACCUGGGACGGGAGGCCUUGGAUUCAAGAGCACUCGCGGGUGUUUGGGCCGAACGACGCUGUAGAGGCACAUGAGUGA
Molecule: messenger RNA, 1050 nt
Organism: Symbiodinium natans
Lineage: Eukaryota; Dinophyceae; Suessiales; Symbiodiniaceae
Source: the annotation of a GenBank genome assembly